This is a messenger RNA of Xyrichtys novacula (pearly razorfish), 31615 nucleotides long. The record is from the annotation of a GenBank genome assembly. Lineage: Eukaryota; Metazoa; Chordata; Actinopteri; Labriformes; Labridae.
GUCGUCUUUCCCAGCUUCCUCUGCACUUCCUGCUUCAGACCGCAGAAGUGUCUGACUGGACGAAAACAAGAUGCGACAGUUAAUUUAGCGGAUGAGCUGUGAUCUAUGACAGCGAUAUUGAGACUUUCGGACACGUUUAUGACCGCUUAAUUUAAGUGUCAUCUCUGUGUUACCGGCAGUAAUAAAAAAUUAACCAUGCAGUUCUCUCCCACCAAUGGAGACUUUACGUUCGUCUCUUCGACGGAGGCUGAAGGUAAGCUUAAGCCAACACGGGUUCUCGGCUAGCAGGCCCUGGGCGGUUAAUAGACAACCUUUAUUUGACUUUCCACGGAACAGCUCAGUCGACAUGGAUAAUGUAUUAUAAAGGAUGGCUGCAGGCUUGUGUUUGCCGACUGUGCUUUUAGAAAGGCGUACCUUCAUCAUCAUAAACUGGAGCGCUGUCCUCGGCUAACACUUCACUGUAACGAUAUGUGUCGCCCAUGAACGAAGGCAUCAAACAUCAUUAAAAUCUUUCAAAACCUCUGCUACCGUCAAAGUUAAGAGGCUUUUGACAAGGCAGGGAGAUAUGUUUAUCAUUUAGCUCUGAUGAUACACAGUAGUGUCCACAGCUAUCUUCAAAAUGUUCGGAUAUGUUAACGUUGAGCGCUUGCUUUCACCUUGUUUUCACCGGUCCCGCAAACUUUCCACCACCUACCGCAGCCAAAUAUACUAGGAUAGAGAAAAUAGGAAACAUAACAUAAUGACGUGCAACACAUUUCAGCCCUAGCCUAUAUGUCAGCACAAAAAAGCACAAAACAAUGUUGAAAUGUUGAAGCUGAGAGAGUUUAUUGUUCUUGGAAAUGAUAUGCCUCUUAAAGCGGAUGCCACCAACGUGCCCCUCUCAUAUCAACAUGCAGAGCGGGGUCAUAAAGAUGAACCCUGCAGACAUACGAUCAUUUUAAGUGAGGCUCAAACUGCUUCAUGUGGAAGUGCUGCAACAAGAAAACUAGACAGACUCUCAGAGUCCAGUUUUCUGCAUUAAUGUUGUAGUUGAGUAAGAAAGAAUGUCCACACGAUCAGGUGUCAGUCAGAAAACAGCGGAAACAACGCUGACAGUAGCCACUCAUUUUUACUUUACAUAGAUGGAGAACUUUUUAAAUCCUUAAGUAAACAUACAGAGCUGCCUCAGCUUAAGUGCAGAGGCCUAACGUCUUUAACAGAAACACUGAUGUUAUCAAAAUUGUUACAACAAAUAGUUUCAGCCCCAGGUUAUUUCGAUUGCAGCAAGAAUGAAAGAAGACUUUAGCCCACUCUAUAUUUCAAAUACCUUUAAUCCCUUAUUUGUCAUUGCACGGCCAUGUGUGAGUUCAGUUACAAUCCCUCUCUGCGCCACUGAUGAAGUGAGUGUUAGCUAUUAUGUCCAUGCUAUUUUAGUUUUCUGUAGAGAUUGCAGUAGAGAUUAUUCAUUAUUUUUUUAAGAUUUCCACCUAGAUCCUAGUCAGUUUGGGUUGUGCGUUGGAGAUGAUUCAGUUGUCCUGAUAGAAUUAAUAGUUAAAGUAUGUAUAACAUGCUCCACAGCAGUUUUAUGGUCAAAGAGAGUGCUCUAAAGCAUACAUUUUCUCAGCAGAGCUCAGCGGCACCAUCAGUGCCCCAGACAUCAAACUAAACAUGGGCAAUGAGGGUUGCAAAGAUCCAUACGCCACCACCUUCCUGAGGCAGCGGGGCUAUGGAUGGCUGCUGGAGGUGGAGGAGGAUGAUGGUGAGGAGAGCAAACCUCUUCUGUGAGUACAUGUUGUGUUCUUGUCACUCUUGUGUCUUGUGCAUGGCAAAAAAAAAAAAAACUGUUUUUUUUUUUUUUUUACAACCUGUACAUAAAAAAGUCAACAUUACUUAACACGUACCAACAGUAAACAUACUGCUGACAGAAAUAAAAGGAAUGAUAUGCAGGAUUUUUCUCAAUAUAUAGACCCAGAUGAAAUCAUUCGCUUGUGUGUAACAGGGUUGAUAGUAAUUUGAACAUCUUUGUGACAGGCCAGAAAGAAUGAAUAAAUGUUAAUGUUUGCUUGCCUUCCUCCUCGCUGCCUAAUGCUGGGCUUACGCCAAAUGAUUUUCACAGUCCCAGGCUAAAAACUGAAAGUCAUAAGUAAAUCUAUGAGUUUUACUUGAGUCACAGCGGAGUCGCAGCUCGCUCCCUUUAUCUCGAACAGCAAGUUUUUGUCCCUCUUCCAACUCUAAGAUGUGAACUCUCGAUUUGAUGUGGAUGUGGUGGCAAUUUUUUCUUGUCAAAUGAUAAAAAUAAAACUUAAAAUCAGUCACAGGGCACAGUUGAGUGGAUCAAACACAAGAUAAAAACUGCAAAAAUUCAAUUUCCUUCUUUAGCAUUUUAUUUAGCAAAGAGGUCUUUCACCAAAGAUUUGUCAUCCUUGGACUCAAGUAUCUCCUUUUCCAUCCGUCCUAUCUUGACUGCCCAUCUUUCUCUAUAUUACCUGUCUCACUACUGUCCUUAUGCACUAUAACCACUGCAGUCGUUUUCACCACCAGGCCUUACCAAUAUAGGUGGAGGGUAGGGCUGUAACGAUACACUAAUCUUGCGAUACGAUACGAUAUAUUUGGCUCACGAUACGAUAUAUAUCACGAUAUUCCGCUCACGAUACGAUUCGAUACGAUUCGAUACAAUUCGAUACACUUACAUCAUUUUCUGAAAGAUUUGAAAGUGAAAGAGUGAUUUUGUUAACAUCUUGUGAGUGUUCCAUUGACUUGGAUUGAAUAUGAACAAUAUAUGGCUCUGACUGGCAACUUGCAAAUGCUGGACAAAAUGAAUCAAAGAUGUGAUGAGAUCAUUUGUUUCAUUUAUUGAAACUCAGUGCAAAUAUUAGCUUACAAGCUUACAAUACUGAACGUGAGGUAGCUAUUAAAAUUGUACCCAUCUCUUAGCAGACUAGCAUAAGGCCUGUAAACUCUGACCAAAAAGUGAACACUAAACACAAAAACUCUCCACAUAACUGCAGACCAAGUGAUCUACAUUCUCUUCAGAUUUUUGUUCAGGAAUAGAAUCUGAUCAACGUGCUCUGGAAGAAGUGCACUUCUCUGAGCAGUGAUGAUAUCUCCGGCGGUGGAGAAAACCCUUUCUGAGGAGACACUAGUAGCAGGAAUGCAAAGGUGUCUCUAAGCAAGCUUUGACAAGAGUGGAUACUCAAACUGGUGCUCCUUCCACCAGACCAGUGGGUCUUCUUUCACUUCCAAGAGAUCUGCCUGCUUGUAGCGGGUCAUCUGCUCCUUGGCUUCAUCCUCUUGCUUAUUUGUCUUGGAUGGUGCUACACCACCUCCUCCAUAACGUUCACCAAGAAGGGCAGCCAGUGGACAAGAUGGCCUUGGAUUUCUGGGUCGAGGACCCUGACCUUCAAAUAAAUAAACAAUAAAAACAAAAACACAUUAAAUAUGAAUAGUUAAGCACAUUCUAUAAGUCCUACACAGUGGUUCCAGACAACACAGUGCACUUCAUUGGAUAACGAUGGGUGAUACUGAUCUUGACUGUUCUCUCCCUUCUUGAAUUGCUCACCAUCAUCUACAGCCUCUUCUUCGGAUGACAUCCCCUCAUCAUCUGUUAUAGCAUUUUCUGUCCUUUCUUCCUUCACAUUCUACAUCAAAUGAAUCAACAUGAAAUGAAAUUCAUUGCUUUAACUCCAAAAAACUUUUAAUUACUAUAUUUAAUAACUAUGCCAUUAAAAUUGUUAACAUAGUAUUUAUACUUUUUAAACUAUUUAAUAUUUAUCCAUUUUAAACUGUUAAUAGUAUUUAUGCUUUUUAAACAAUCAAAUAUGUACCCAUUUUAAACUGUUAACAUUGUAGGAUUUGCCUUUUAAACUUUGAACAAUGUAUUAUUUAGGCAUAUGCUUACUCUCUGGAUUGCCUUACCUCAGAUGGCUGCAUGCUCAGUCUUGCAGCCUGAACAAUCAGUUCAUCAUAAACUUCCUGUCUUUCGUCCUCAGUCAGGAAGGGAAGACUUUUGAAUCUUGGAUCCAUUGCUGAAGAUGCAUGGAGAGUUGGCUUGAGGUUGAUGUACCUCUUCUGAAGAUCAGCAGCCAUGGCAGCCUUCAUCUCUUUUAUGACUGGAGAUUCACCUUCGGUUGUUUUCAGUCCGUUGAUCAAUGUGUCCUGGAGGGGUGCAACAACUGACAGUGUAGGGGUCUUCUCCUUGGACAUGUACUGUGUAGCCUCCUUCAUGGGCUUCAGCGCGCUGACUACUUCUUCAGCUGUUGUCACAUCUGACUCGGUCAGUGUGUACAGAUCCUUCUCUGUCUUCCUCACCUCACUGGUGAGCAGGGCUGCACAUAUGGCUGGCUGUUGCUCGAGGAAUCUUUCCAACAUGUGCGCACUGUUCCAUCUGUAGUUAAAUUCAAGUAAGAAAGUAUUUAUAGACCAAUAGCAACCUUCACACGGCAUGGCUGCACAGAAUGCUGCUUUACAUUAAUGACAAAAUAAAUUAAUAAUAAAAUCAAAAUAAACAAUUACAAUAAUGUUGAUUAAUGUGCACCAUCUCUGUAAAAACAAAACUAAACAAAACAAAAAAAUAUAUAUAUCAAAUUUAGAAAAGUAACCAUGCACAAACCUGGUAACCACGUCCAUCAUCAGUGUGUGUCUUGGUAGUUGUAGAAGCCUUUGCUUCUCUUUCAGCAUGUGAUUUGCUGUGGUGCUUCGCCUGAAGAAGUUCACAAUGCGUCUCACUCUUCCCAACAGACGUGCGACUGCUGUAACUUUGAGGGCACGUUGUGCAGCCAGAUUGAGGGUGUGUGCGUAACAUUUUACAUGCAGAGUGAACGCUGCCUCCUCAGCUGCUACAGUCAUAUUCGCCGCGUUGUCAGUUACAAUCACUGGAUCCUUCUCCGUGAUUUCCCACUCAGCGAGGGCCUUUCGCAGAAGUUCUGCAAGGUUCUGUCCGGUGUGGCUCUCGGGCAUGUCCCUAGUUUGUAACACAUAGGUAACAAGCUCCCAUUCUUCGUUUAUAAAGUGAGCCGUGACGGUGACAUGUGCCUCUGUUGUUCGCGAGGUCCACCCGUCGCACGUCAGGGCAACUCUCUCCGCACGGGCCAGGGAGGCUUUGACGUGUGCCUUCGUCUCAGCGUACAACUUGGGCACACAAACAUUAGUGAGGUGUUGGCGGCUAACGAUAGGAUAGCGGGGCUCCAUCGCGUUCACCAUGCGUCUGAAGCCGGUGUUUUCCACCACCGAAUAAGGUCUCAAAUCCUGACAAAUAAAGUAGGCGAUGGACUCCGUAAUUUUUUGCGCCCUCUGCGAAGAUGCUGGGAACUUGUGGACCCAACUGCUGUCACUGCCCAGCGUGGUUUGUUUCGGGUCACGAGGCUCGCCCCGCAGCUUCUUGGGCUCAGUGUCAGGUAGCAUUACCUUGUCCGGGUGGUGACCUUUUAAAUGGGCUCGCAGGUUGGUAGUAUUCCCGGAGUACUUCACAUUUGUGUGGCAAAGCUUACAAACCGCCAUAGUUUUGUCCAAACUGUCGCUCUCCUGCUUGUUUUUGAAUCCAAAAUGCUCCCAUACAUCUGCUUUUAAGCAUGCAGGUGCUGGAUUUAUAUUCGCCGCCAUUCUCGAGUAUCUCUCAGCUCAAACCGGAUGAGAAAGGCGUCGGCGUUUCAGUAAGUAGACAUGCGCUACAGCGACACUAGCGGCUGGCGGACCUAAUUGCACAUCCUGCGCGUAUCGAUACUCGCGGCUGAAAAAUCGAUACUCUCUGGGGAAACAAAAAAUCGAUAUAUAUCGCAGAAUCGAUAAAAUCGCUCAGCACUAGUGGAGGGCCAGGUUGAGAUUUUGUGUAUUUGAGCGAUCCCUACCAUGGGAGAACCUGAUUUUUUGUGAACAGCAUCUACAUUUUUCAACAAAAGAAACAAAAUUUGUUGCUACCCUGGUAUUUUGCACAUUUUCUGUUAAUCGACAACUUUGUCCGAGUUAGCCAUUCCGGCAAACCAACCGGGCAGCUAUGCUUGGGGUCGGACAAGGAUGAAGUAGUAGAGGUCAUUAUCCCGCCUGAUCAGUUCCCUCCAGGCCUCCCUUCAGGAAACACUUCCCUGGGACCCUGCAAGCCCUCGACCAUCAUCGAGCUCCACACCGCGUGCUGGCUGGACCUGGAGCAAGGUCGUUGUCCGAGGUAAGGGAAAAAGCCGCCACACCGAUGGCUCCCCAAUCCGCAUCACCCUGACAAGCCGCAUUGAGACCCUACCACAGGCCACUGUGGAUCCGGCCGUCGAUCCGACGCAGGAGGAGAACUGCGACACUAUCGCCGCUGGCAUUCUGGGAGAGACGCCGACCGGCGGUCACGUGGCCUCCUCCUCCAGCCUGCUAGCUGCCCGGACACCCGACCAUGUCUCGCCCGACGCCUCGGGCCGCCCUGCAGCUGCACCUGCGACCACCGCUAAAUCUGGGCCGGCCCCCUCUGGCCCAGCUACCUCCCGGUCGCCAUUGGAUGUGGGCGUGAAGACCACCUCCCCACCACUGUGCAACGGCCCCCGGGUGCUGGCCUGUGCUAGCGGGGGGACUCCUCCCUGCCGGUGCCCAGUGGUGCCGGUUAGCACAGAGCCCAGCCCUCCGAAACUCGCCAGUCGGCUGCCACCACCACCAGUGUCUCCCUCACCGCCGCGUCUUUGUCACGCCACUAACCCCCCCCCCCCCGCCCCCCACAAAACGGGACCAAGCCUAAACAGCCCGAGGCAGCUCGUCAACACAUCCCUGAAAACCCAGCCGCAGACUCCAUUCAGCAGACACCAACUAGCCCACCGCACGCACCGCUCUUUCUGCCGACUACAGCCAUCAAGGUAUCCGUUUUUUCAACGCCAUCACGCUGCCUUUUCCCGAUGCUACGCUAGCAGACAUCACGGACAAAAUGCCCUCCCUUCUCCGUACACUCCCCUCCUCAAGCCACCGCAUCAUCCUCCAUGUCAGUGUAAAUGACACCUCUCGAUACCAAUGGAACAAAACAAAACAGGGCUUCAAAAAACUUUUACUGUCCGUCACAGACUGUGGCAAAUCAGUAUUCUUCAACGGACCCCUGCCUACUGUUCAUAAAAGUCCAUAAAAGACAAUAACCUGGACUUCAUCUGUCUCACCGAAACUUGGCACAAACCCACCGACCACUUCUCCCUCAAUCAAGCCACCCCAUCUGAAUACAAAUUCAUCGACCAACCUUGCACAGAGGGGCGGAGGGGUGGCAUCGCAGUAAUCUUCAAGAAAAAUAUCAGUGCCACCACCCUCUCGCUCCCCCCUGCCCCCUCUUUUGAACACAUCGCCCUCAAACUCCCCGGACCACCACCACUCAUCAUCACUGCCCUCUACCGUCCACCCAAACCCAACCCCUCUUUCCUCCAGGACUUCUCAGACUUUCUCCUCCAACUUAGCAUCAUCUCACCAUCCAUCCUCCUCCUCGGGGACCUCAACCUCCAUCUUGACGACCCCACCUACCGACCUGCUCAAGACUUUCUGGACAUCCUCAACCACUGCAAUUUCACCCAACACAUUAACUUCCCCACUCACAAGCAUGGCCAUAUCCUUGAUCCUGUCUGCUCCACCAACAUAACCAUCUCCAACAUCUCCAGCUACAACCUCCACAUCUCAGACCACCUCGCAAUCACCCUGACAUUCACAUCCCCUAACCAAGCCCGACUACCUCAAGGACUAUUACAUUUCGCAAACUCACCCCCCUCUCCCCAGCACAGUUUGCACUUCAGCUGGUAAACUCCAUCCCCACCUCCCCUCCCCCUCCUUCUGCCAAUACUGGCGACCUCAUCAAACUGUAUAACUCCACCCUCUCGUCCUGCCUCAACAAUAUUGCACUCGUCCACCAAAGAACUGUCUCCUUCCGUCGCCCUGCCCCCUGGUACACCCCCGAGCUCAGGGAGAUGAAAAGAAAAAAACGCCAACUCUAACGCCUCCAUAAGAAAACUGGUCUCACCGUACACCUCCACGCCCUCACCGACUACAUCCACAAAUACAACAACGCCCUAAACACUGCCCGGACCUCCCACUACUCCAACAUAAUCCACGCCGGCUCCAGAAAUCCCAGAUCCCUGUUCUCUACAGUCAACUGUCUGCUCAAACCCCAGGAUCAUAUCUCCUCAUCAUUCACCACCAGCAAAUGCAACACCUUCCUCAAAUACUUCCAAGAUAAAGUGAACUCCAUCUGCCACUCCCUCGCCCCCCCCCCCCCCCCACUCUCCCUCCCCCCACCCAAUCUCUAUGCCAUUUUUCACCAGUAGCUCCCUCUAACAUUCCUGCUCUGCUAAAAAACCCCAACCUGCAUUCUUGACCCUGUCCCGUCCACUUUCAUCAAACACUGUCUCCCUUCCAUCUCCCCCCUAAUUUCAUCCAUCAUCAACUCCUCCUUCAUCUCCGGCUCUGCCCCACCAGCCCUCAAACUGGCCGCCAUCACCCUGAUCCUGAAAAAACCUGGCCUUGAUCCCAACUGUCCAAGCAAUUUCCACCCCAUUUCCAAUCUACCAUUCCUGUCAAAGAUCUUAGAACGUGCCGUCGCCUCACAAUUUACAGCCCACCUCCAAUCCAACAACCUGCCCGAACUGUUCCAAUCAGGAUUCUGCAACAAGCACAGCACUGCUAAAAAUCACAAAUGACCUCCUGCUCGCCUCUGACUCUAACCAACUGACCAUCCUCCUCCUCCUGGACCUGUCUGCUGCUUUCGACACCAUCAACCACUCCAUCCUCCUCAACCGUCUGUCAUCCGACCUCCACAUCAGCAGCACCGCACUCUCAUGGAUCUCAUCUUACCUCUCCAACCAUCAACAAUUCAUCCAUAUCAACCAGUGCUCCUCCUCCACCACCCCACUCCCCCAAGGUGUCCCCCAGGGAUCGGUGCUUGGUCCCCUACUCUUCACCCUCUACCUACUCCCCCUUGGCAACAUCAUCCGGCAACAUGGACUCAACUUCCACUGCUACGCCGACGACAUACAGCUAUACAUCUCCUCCCGCUCCAUCUCCUCCACCACCCUUGCCACCGUCACCUCCUGCCUCAACGCAAUAAAAACUUGGAUGCACCACAAUUUUCUCAAACUCAACAGUGACAAAUCAGACCUUCUUUUAUUCCUUUAAUUAAUUCUUUUUAUUUGAUUUUACCUUGUUUUUAGCUUGUUACUAUUAAUUUUGCCUACUGUAUUUUUAAUAUGUUUUUGUAAAGUGUCUUUGAGCUCCUGUAAAAGCACUAUACAAAUAAAAUGUAUUAUUAUUAUUAUUAUUAUUAUUAUCCAAUGAAACACCUGGAAAUAUGCCAGCUUGCUGGUAAGCUAGUCCCCCGCAACUGCUGUAAACUAGUGUAAUGCAAAGUUAUUCAGUACAUCAAGCAUUUGAAGAUUGCCCUGAAUGCUGACAGACAUAGCAAAAUAAUAAUAGAUUACUGUUGCAAUCACUAUUAAUGACAGUCAAAGUUAAACGAAAGUGAAAGAUCUCCAAAUGCCAUUAUUAUGCUUGAUUAAAGGGGGAAAAUUACCACUUAAAAUAGUAAUCCCUACCUUUGAGAUCUUAAGCCUUCUGUAGCAUUGUCCUAAGAAAUGUUAUUGUGAACUGUGGAAUUAAUAAAUAUGAUUUCCCAAAUCUGAAGUUCAGUGAGCUGUUUAUGUACACCUGUCGAUUAUGUUUCAAAAUGAUGAACAUUAUCUGUCAGCGUCAAGUUGUAGAAAGAACAUACUCACGGCACAUGUUGCAAACAGAUAGCAAACAUUACAAAAAUGGAGUGCGGCAUGCAUGUGGUCCAAAGAGAAUUUAUCAGUUCUAUAUUUCUAAGGAGAGAUGUUGGUACACCUGAAAGUAAAGUGGCAGAAGAGGCAGUAUAAUGAUUUAACCAGAAAAACCAGGUUUGUUGUUAUCACGCUACACAAGAAUUGUGUAAAAUUCCUUGAUUCAGACUGCACAGGGAUUGAAGAAAGAAAUUAUCUUUAGCUGUGUAUGUUAAUUGAUCCACAUUGUCCCUGUUUUUUAUUGAAAAAAAAAAACCCAUAAAUAUACCCUUCAAAUUUUAGGAGCCUGUUGUGAUUCCAGUAAACAGUGGCUAUCACAGGGACUGUUACUGCCACUUUACUAAUGUUACAAGAAUAAAACAAGCCCAGAGAAGGAGUGAAAAGGCAUCUUUAUUGGAAAACAAAGGUAGUUUUAGAGUCAUGUCAGUGUACCCUCAAAAGACGGGCCGGUUGUCUAACAAUUAGGGAUCAUUUAAUAACAAAAAGUAAUAUAUUUUAGUGUGGACCAUGUGAGCCCUAAUGAUCUUUGAUAAAUGUGGUACCACUUAACUCACAUUCUGAUCUUUGAUGAAGUAAAUCAAAUGAAAGAGGGGUGUACAUUUUUUUAACAAAUUGGAGCCUCAAUGUGUUUUCAUCUGCAUCUUUGUUUAAGUGCACGGAAUUGAAAAAAAAAAAAAACCAGAGGAUAGUGAGGCAACUUCAGCAAAGACGAGGGUGCUGAGAUCCAACACUGGUGACCUCUUUGCAUCCAAGUGGGCAGCACACCUUUUUCCACUACAAUGUAUUAUUUGCAAACAAGAACAAUACAAAUGAGUCAUGCACUCGAAAAAGAGUCAAAGACAAACUGACACAGUGUUAAACCCUUUCUGCAGGGCAGUUGCUUCGUGCAGCUACUGAAAAAAAAAGAUGAGAAGCUGCUUCUGCACAUUCGGGACAGGGAAUUAGUGGCCAAUGAGGCACGAUACCACCUGUUUCAGAGACUGUACUCGGUACCUGUUCAUGGAAAAGAAGAAAAAGCAGAGGGAAACGGCUACAAGUAUUUCUGUGAGACUGUUAUUGAGGAAAAAGCUUUAAAAAUUGCAAGGUGGUUUGCUUCUCCAACAGGAACCUGGAUAACCCAGUCCCCACAAGUAAUACUUCUCGGCUCUUAUAUCAUUCAGCUCUCACACUUAGGGACAUAAUUAAAAACACAGCAAAGACCUCCCCAAAGCUCCCUUGGCCCCCACGAUCAAAGGACCUAAUUCUUGAGAGUGCGCUACAUUAGGUGCCAGACCAACUUUUUAACUUUGUGGCUUGGACUUGUGGAAUUUCAACCUAACCAUUACAGACUGAGCGUGUAGAGGUCAUUUCAGAAGACUGCAGGAACCUGUCAGGAUAUCAUUACCCUUACAACCACUGGAUAGUAGCUGAUGCCAAAACAGUGUUCCCUGGCAAUGGCAGUUCAGCACAUGACAGGCUCAGCUCAGGUCAUCAGGCCGCUGAAUGGUCUUGGCCACUGCACAUCAAAUUCACAAGUUCUUGAUCAUGAUACAGCCCUUGCUCACUUGCAAAAUUGAGAGAGGAGAAAUCUACAUCCCAGAAUACAUCAGAGCUGGAGUACAAGCCAUGCUUUUCUGGGAAAAGAAUUAUUCUGGAGAAGAGACACUUUCAGGCAAAGGAACAACACACAACACCAAUGGAAUAACUUUUCAGCAAGCCAUAGUUGUUGACUCAGUAUCGUUACCUGAGAGAUCAAGAACGAGAGCGAUCCGUUCAUCCUCCUCCACCAAAUCUAUUAUCAUUAAUAUGGGGAAAGAGGUCUGGUCCACAUAAUCCUAUGUUGAAAAUAGAUCUUCAGCAAAUCAAAUACACACGCCCUAAUAACAGCAAAAACAGUUGAUGCUGCAUUUUUCCUCAUGAAAGUGCCUGAGUCCCAAAAGAAAAUCUCUCCUGGAUGGACAGGUUUUACAUUAUGUUAAAGCAGGACACAAUCCUCACUAUUCGCAUGUGACAGGGUCAAUUAUGCCAGGUAUCUAACAUAGGGAUGUAAUGAUUACUGCUAAAAUGAUAAACCGUGGUAAAUUGUCUGACAGUAAGUAAAACCGUUUCAAAUAUUAAUUACCAUUAAAACUUGAUUUGUUCACAUAUUUAUGUUAUUUUAAACAUCAGGGGUCCGUUUCACGUAGCAGGUCUAAUGGAAACUCAGAGUCUGUUAACCCUGAAAUCAGGGAAACUCUGAGUUUUCCGUUUCACAAAGGAGGGUCAGUUAAACCAGAGAGAGAGGGGUAACUCUAACCUGUUUCACAAAGAGAGGUAACUGAACCUCGCGGUCAGUUACCAUAGUAACAGACUCGGUGAACCUAACCUGCUUGGGAGCAGGUUUAACUCAGUAAACCCAGAGUUUCAGGUGAGACAUCUGCAUUUUCUCAUUUUGAUCAUGUUUUACAUUGUAAUGUUAGUAUUAAGUGGCAGUUUGAUCCCUUAAAAAAUGCUCUUUUCACACUCAAAAAUGAUUAGGAAUAUUAAACUAACACAGACUUUCACUCAGCAAACAGAAAGAGGGCAGACGCCAGAAAAACGGGUGGUGGGCCAGCAGCCCCACCUUUAACGGAGGCAGAGUAGCUGCCCCCCCCCCCCCCCCCCCCGCAGUUCAUUCUGCGUGUUAUUUUGAUUGUUUUUUUUUUUUCAAAAUAAAACUUUGUUUAAUGAUUUCAGUGCGUGUAUAAGUACUUUUUAAAUAUUUUGAACAUAUUUCAACAAUACCGUGAUAAUAUUGAUAACAGUGAUAAUUUUGGUCACAGUAAUCAUGAUGUGAAAUUUUCAUAUUGUUACAUCCCUAAUACUGGGUUGAGAUGACCAGUCUGGAAGACACACAUCCCACAGCACAUCAGCAGCUUCUUUCAGGUGACUUUGUAGUCAGAUGGACCCUUACCCAAUAUGAGCGGGCAGCCAUCACACUUGAAUGCAAAACAAUGGCUGGACAGUGCCCAGCAUCAUACCUGCAUUCUGAGCUGGAUGAUGCAAAAAUACAGAGGGAUCAGGCUAAUUGGAGGAACAUUAUAGCCACUGUCCAAAGUAUGGUCAAUCCCUUUGAUCCUUUGCUUGAUGGAGAGUCUCUGCAUCAAAUCUCCUCCGGCCAACAGGCACCAUACAAUGUUGAUGAAGAUUUACUGGGGGCAAAACAAAGAGGGCUGGAAACUCUCACUGAGUUCUGUGCGAAGAGGAUUGUCACUGCAGAGAAAUCCUUCCAUGACCUAUAAAGAAAAUGAAAGUUAAAUAUUCAAAGAUACUGGUCACACUACUAGCACCACAAUUAAGGAAAAGAAAUUUACUAAAAUCACAUCACAACCUGUUUGCCAGGUUAAUUGUGGGAACUGUCAGACAAAUUAACAUUGAUGAAAUGCUCACCUACAGUUCGGGUCCUUUGCCACAACCACCUGCCAACUUGAAUGGCUCUCUGGUAAAGACCAACAAAGCAAAGUUGAUGCACAUACUAAUGGAGGACAUCAGCACAACACAAACAGCAAGGGCUCUAGAUGGCUCUAUGUGGAUAUGGGAUGCUAUGGCUCUAGUGCAGCAGCUAAAGCCACAGCCAACAUUUGGACAACACGCUGAGCGUGCUAAGAAUAAGAAUAAGAACUUUAUUGAUCCCAAAAGGAAAUUCAAUUGUCUGUUGUCUCAUAUAAUAUGUCUAUAAAAGUUAUCUAUUAUUUACAUAAAAGUUAUAAAGCCUGAUGGCUGUUGGUACAAAAGAUCUUCUGAAUCUCUGUGUCCUGCAGCGAAGAGAGAGGAGCCAUCCACCACCAUUGGCCCUUUGGUCCAUCAAGGUGUUGUGAAGUGGGUGAUCCAUGUUCUUGAGAAUAGUCUCCACCUUCCUCAGUGUACAUCUCUCCACCACAUCCUCCACUGAGUUCAGCUGGAGUCCUUCCACAGAGCCAACCUUUUUCACCAGUUUGUUCAGAGGUCUUGCAUCUUUGUGUUUGAUGCUUCCUCCCCAGCAGACUGCAGCGUAGAACAGAACACUUGCCACCACAGACUGAUAAAACAUCUGCAGCAUCUUACUACAGAUGUCUAUUGAUCAGAGUCUUCUCAGGCAAAAGAGGCGGCUCUGCCCCUUUCUGUAGAUGAAGUCAAUAUUCUAAGACCAAUCCAACUUAUUAUCCAGAUGUACACCUAGGUAUUUAUAUGAUGUCACCACUUCGAUAUAUGCUAAGGACACUAGUCAACUUAGCCAAAGACACAAAGUCAACCAAGCUCCAUUUUGUAUGUGACAUAUACACUCACCAGCCACUUUAUUAGGUACACCUGUCCAACUGCUCGUUAACACUUAAUUUCUAAUCAGCCAAUCACAUGGCGGCAACUUAGUGCAUUUAGGCAUGUAGACAUGGUCAAGACAAUCUCCUGCAGUUCAAACCGAGCAUCAGUAUGGGGAAGAAAGGUGAUUUGAGUGACUUUGAACAUGGCAUGGUUGUUGGUGCCAGAAGGGCUGGUCUGAGUAUUUCAGAAACUGCUGAUCUACUGGGGUUUUCACGCACAACCAUCUCUAGGGUUUACAGAGAAUGGUCCGAAAAAGAAAAAAUAUCCAGUGAGCGGCAGUUCUGUGGGCGGAAAUGCCUUGUUGAUGCCAGAGGUCAGAGGAGAAUGGCCAGACUGGUUCGAGCUGAUAGAAAGGCAACAGUGACUCAAAUAACCACCCGUUACAACCAAGGUAGGCAGAAGAGCAUCUCUGAAUGCACAGUACGUCGAACUUUGAGGCAGAUGGGCUACAGCAGCAGAAGACCACACCGGGUGCCACUCCUUUCAGCUAAGAACAGGAAACUGAGGCUACAAUUUGCACAAGCUCAUCGAAAUUGGACAAUAGAAGAUUGGAAAAACGUUGCCUGGUCUGAUGAGUCUCAAUUUCUGCUGCGACAUUCGGAUGGUAGGGUCAGAAUUUGGCGUCAACAACAUGAAAGCAUGGAUCCAUCCUGCCUUGUAUCAACGGUUCAGGCUGGUGGUGGUGGUGUCAUGGUGUGGGGAAUAUUUUCUUGGCACUCUUUGGGCCCCUUGGUACCAAUUGAGCAUCGUUGCAACGCCACAGCCUACCUGAGUAUUGUUGCUGACCAUGUCCAUCCCUUUAUGACCACAAUGUACCCAACUUCUGAUGGCUACUUUCAGCAGGAUAAUGCGCCAUGUCAUAAAGCUGGAAUCAUCUCAGACUGGUUUCUUGAACAUGACAAUGAGUUCACUGUACUCAAAUGGCCUCCACAGUCACCAGAUCUCAAUCCAAUAGAGCAUCUUUGGGAUGUGGUGGAACGGGAGAUUCGCAUCAUGGAUGUGCAGCCGACAAAUCUGCGGCAACUGUGUGAUGCCAUCAUGUCAAUAUGGACCAAGCUCUCUGAGGAAUGCUUCCAGCACCUUGUUGAAUCUAUGCCACGAAGAAUUGAGGUAGUUCUGAAGGCAAAAGGGGGUCCAACCCGUUACUAGCAUGGUGUACCUAAUAAAGUGGCCGGUGAGUGUACAAACACCACAGCAUCAAACAUGCCGAGAGAUAUCGGCGGGCAGAGCAAGGUUUUCGAAAAAUCCAAAUAUAUGGAGAUGACCAGAAAACACCAAGACAGUGGAGAAAAUUCCUGGCUUGUGGUGAAAAAAAAGAAAACUUGCAGGAGUACUUUUUCCAAAAUUGGAGCAGAGCAGCAAAAACUGUAAUUGGAAACACAACAGUCAUUAUUGGCCAUGCUGACAAAUGCCAUGCAUUUAAGAUGAAUGAGACUAAAACUGACCUUGAAAUACUGCAGGUUCAGGACUUUGAGACAACUCAGGAAGAGGCAGACACCAGACUUAUGCUGCAUGCCACUUAUGCAUCAAAAUAUAGCAGUGACCUGGUAAUUAAGAGCCCAGACACUGAUGUAUUUGUGUUGGCCCUUGGAUUCUGCAGCAAAGUUGAUGGUCACCUUUACUUCCACACAGUCAAGGGGAAAGAUUCUCACAUAAUUGACAUUACAAGUCUACAUGCUCACCUUGGGGAAGAAAAAUGUAAUGCCCUUGUUGGUCUUCAUGUGUUCCCUGGAUGCAACACUAAGUGCAAUGCAUGGGGUGGGGAAAGCCAAAACUUAUAAAAAGCUUUUUUGCCGGCAAAAAUACAUCACCAUGUUUAGAGAGCAAGGAAUUAGUUUUCUCCAACACCAGAGCUCUGCAACGCAUUGGAAACUUUCACAUGCGACCUAUACAACCAUAACUGUCAGGAUGUUAACCAGGUGAGAGUCAAGCUGUUCAAGUCAGGAAAGUGUACUUAGAGAGACUUACCCCCAAACAAAGACUCCUUAUACAAGGACAUCCAGCUUGCUAACUACCAGGCCACAGUCUGCAGAAGGAGCCUUGAGUGUAUUGCUGCGUUCGAGUUACAGAAAAAAGGAAAAUCGGAGGCGGAAACAAGAUGGCUACAUCUACAAAAGUUAUUUUUAGCGCUUGCCUUGUCCUUGUUAUAUCUGGACAAGCUAAAAUAACUUUCGUAGAUGUAGCCAUCUUGUUUCCGCCUCCGAUUUUCCUUUUUUUCAACUCAGUAACUGAAACACUGGUAACUCAGCUGUGAUGUCAUUUUUAGCUUCGACAUCUGACUUCCAAGGUAACUCGAACACAGCAUAAGGCUGACAUUACUGCCCCUGUUAAUCACAGAUGGAAGAUGACAGGAGAUUUCUUAGAGGUACACUGGAUGACACUUCCCUCAGCGCAGGAUGCAAUAUUAGAAUUGGUGCACUGCUCCUAUAAAAAAACAGCUGUGUUAAAGGUAGAUGCAAAUGCAAAGUGCAUGAGCUGCCAUGAACCAAUCUCUGCCAGUGCACAAAUUGUGGUAACAGACCAUUUGAAAACUGAAUUUUGUUUGUACAAGUGUCAGCAUUUUUUUGUAAUUGUUUACAUUUUACUCAGCAGAUAUAUUUUUGUCAUAAAUUGAAGGAAAAAACGAUCUUUGAUCCAGGUCUCUUAAACUUGUUUGAACUCUUAAUGUUUGCUGGACAGUAUGAGCAAGUGUGAAUUCUUUUGUGAUGCGAAAGCUAACAUAUGGCAAACAGAUAGUGCUCCCUUAACAGUUUACUCAACUCAACUCAACUCAACUCAACUCAACUCAACUCAACUUUAUAUGUUGAGCACUUUAAAACAACCACAGCUGUACAAAGUGCUGUACAUAACUAGACAAAACAACAAGAUAAAAAACAAUCAAGAACAAUUAAAACACUGGAUAAAAUAAAAGCAGAAUUAAUAAUAAAAUAUAGCUUCAAUGUUUUUAAAAACUAAUUUAAAAACAUAGAAACAAAUAACUAAAAACAAACCAUAGAACACUAAAACAGGAGCCGAGUCUCAUGCAGGGUUAAAAGCCAAUGAAUAAAAAUGGGUUUUAAGACGAGUUUUAAAAAUGGACAGUGUGGGGGCUUGUCUAAUUUGGAGGGGUAGCUCGUUCCAUAAAAUUGGGGCAGCAACAGAAAAAGAUCUAUCCCCUCUGAGCUUCCGUUUGGACCUCGGUACCUCCAGGAACAGCUGAUCAGCUGACCUGAGGCACCGAGCUGGGGUGUAGGGGUGGAGAAGCUCAGAGAGGUAUGAUGGAGCCAGACCAUUUAAAGAUUUAAAAACAAAUAAAAGAAUCUUAAAAUGAACUCUAAAAUGCACGGGCAACCAGUGGAGAGAGGCCAGGAUGGGAGUAAUGUGCUCCCUCUUACGUACUCCAGUUAAGAGCCGGGCGGCUGCGUUUUGAACUAACUGGAGACUUGAGAGGGAGGACUGGCUGACUCCAAAAUAAAGUGCAUUACAGUAAUCCAGCCGAGAUGUAACAAAGGCAUGGAUUACUGUUUCAAAGUGCGUACGUGAAAGAAAAGGCUUUGCCUUCGCCAGCUGCCUAAUAUGAUAAAAACUGGAUUUCACUACGGAGCUAAUUUGCCUAUCAAAUUUAAAAUCACUGUCCAUCUUAAAACCCAAAUUUGAGACGGUUGGCUUUAAAUAAUCUGCUAAAAUACCCAAAUCUACAGGAGGGGUUUCACAAGGGCCACUGGGACCAAAGACCAUCACUUCCGUUUUUUUUUUCAUUGAAGUUUAAGAAAUUCAAAGCCAUCCAGGCUUUGAUGUCUUCAAGACAUGCCAGAAGUGGAGUGAGGGAGAAAGCAUUUCUCUUGUUAAGUGGCACAUAUAUCUGACUGUCAUCAGCGUAACAGUGAAAUGAAAUGCCAUGCUUUCUCAAGAUGGAUCCCAGGGGCAGCAAAUAUAAAGAAAAGAGCUAGAAAAGAGUUUAAUACAACUUUGUCAUGUGUUCAGCAUAGUUAGCAUCUUCCAACAACAUAAAACGAUGACUCCCCUUCAUGUUUUAAAGCUUCUUCUUUUACUGGUUACAUUCCAAUUGCCGUGUAUCUUGUUGUUGUUUCACACCAUGUCCACCAGCUGAUUCAUGUGAUCUAUGUCUGCAUGUAGUGCUGGGCGAUAUGGAAAAAAAUGUAUAUCACGAUAUGGAUCAUUUUAUAUCACGAUAACGAUAUAUAUCACGAUAUAGCUAUGGUAUGCUUUCAGUUCUAUGAAAAAUUUAAGUGUAUACAGCUGCACUAGUACAGUACCAGUACAAGACCAGCACUUAAAACUAGAAAAAUAAAUAAAUAAAUACGUGGCUGAAGUGCGUUCAUGUCUGUGCUCACCCAAAGUUAUGCAACACUCACAGAAAACGCCGAUAGUGUGAGCCAAAGCACUCCAUAAUAAUAAUAAUAAUAAUAAUAAUAAUAAUAAUAAAUUUAAUUUGUAAUGCACUUUACAUUUACAAAUUAAAUCUCAAAGUGCUACAGUACACAGUAAAAAAAGAGCAGCAACAAUAAAAAAGCAAUAGAAUGACAGUCACAGAUUGGCAUAAAAAAAGAAUUAAAAAAAAUAAAAAAUAUAGAGUUGCAAUGUAAGAGGCAAGGUAGUAAAAGCAUAAAGCAUAGAGGAAAACUAACCAAAGGCUUUAUUAAAAAGGUAGGUCUUUAGGGCUCUUUUGAAGAGGUUGUUCACACUGCUAGAUGUUUCUCCUCCAAAGCUGCUCUCUGCCUCCAUCAUUGUUUACUUUACUCUUGAAGCACGUAGGAAGACCCGAGCAUGAAUCCGAGCGCUUUAUUCGCCUAUCAGGGGCAGACAGGUAAGGUGAUUUGAUUCGCCACGACUCCAGAAAUGAUUGAAAAACUACGGAAUGUCACAAAAUUACGUUUCCUCGCUGCUGGCUUAAAGGGUAGAAAUGCGCAGCCGCGCUCCCAGCUGACAGGAAGUCAAACCACUGUUGUAGUUCUUUUGUGUUGCUAGCGCGGUCAAGAGUGUUGGCUCUCACUGAGAGAUGACUACAAAAAUGGACGCACCUGUUCAUCUGGUUGUUAAACACGGCUGAAAAUGAUCAUCUUUUAAUGUUGUUCCCGCUCCUGCCCACUCCCGUGGCCUUUUUUCCAGUCCCGUCCCGAUCAAGGGAUUAAUUAAAAAAUGACUCCCAUCCCGUGGGAUUCCCGCGGGAAUCACGUGACCCACGGGAAUUCCCGAAAAAUGUCAUCCUCUACAGGGAAGGUCCCGGAGCAGAUGAAACAGGUGACGGAGCGGCUAAAAUAGGUCCCGGAUCCGAUCAAAAGAGGUCCCGGAUCGCGCUCCGACUUGCUCCGGCACAAAUUAAGCACUGCUUACAAUGAUCCCCUCACGUGUUUACACACGUGAGGUAACCCGCAACGGCGGGAGACGCUGAGAGGUGACCAGAUGCAGCGCAAGAUGGCGGACCCAAAGAUAGAAAACCACAUUUACAAAACGCAAUAAGUUUCCGCAUUACCUCCGAUUGGCGGACCCAAAACAAUUACUUCCGGUGGAAAGGCUUUCUCGUUGGCGGACUUCCGGCGCCGAAAUACUUCAGGUAGUCGGAUUUAGUCGCCGGAUCCUUUUUUUUUUUGCUCCGUUCAUUCCAUAAGAAUCGAAUUAAAUUUAUUAUUGAGCUAAAAAUCAAAAUAAAACGUUUAUGUAUUAAUUAUGACUACUGUUUUGUUCUGAUUUAAUUCUGAAGUUUACAGUAAUAUGUAUAUAUAGCCUGAUGUCCUCAUAUUCUGAUAAUUUGUCAGAAUAGGUAAAUGUAUGUAGAAGUUAUCAUCUUACUCAAAUUCUUUUGUAAGAGUUUGCUACAAGUAUGGACUGUUUUAACCUCUCGUUACACAUCAUAUAACAGUGUUUUCUAACUUUUCUCUCCAAUAGCUUUAUUACACAGCACAUCAAUGUUUCUUAACUUCUCUGUGACCUUGUUUCUCCACUCCUAUUAGGACCUCGUUUAAUGUCAACAAUGUUGCCCUGACCCUCACAUAUUUUCUGUUGUUCAUAAUUAUGUUUUAUGAGAGUGCUUAUGUUGCUGCACAAAUUUACUCCCCCCAUCCUUUAGUAACAUUGUGUAACCAGGGACAUAAUUUAUGAAAUGGUGUGCUUCCUGGUGAACCUCUUCAGGAUUGCUUGACUGUGCAAAAUCCAAGUAUACAAUAGUUGUAGAGACACAAGUCACAUGAUCUCUUUAAGGUUCAGAAGAGCCAUAUAGCAAAAACAAUUGAAUAGCGAUAUCAUUACAGACUGUGUAAAGAAAUGGGAAAUUGUCAUACAACUGCUUUGAAGAUUUCUUUAAUUUUUUCCAAACAAAAUUGUGAACAGUAAAAAAAAUAUAUAUAUAUACAAAAUUCAGCACUGCUCUCGGUGUGGUGGGGGGCUUAAAACACGUUGCCACAGGCCAUCAUCAGCUCUGCUCUGAACCGGUUGAUGCCAUGCUCCUUCAGUGCUUUGAUCAAAAGCUGAAAAACAGUCAAAUAAUGUGAACAAUUGAAGUUAUGCAGUAUGGGUUAAUUGUUGUUCUUGAGCUUUCCAAAUGAAUAAGAACAACCUCUUAACAAUAUCAUCAAUUUUCAAAGCAAGCUAUAUAGUUUGAUCUACUCACCUCUGGGAGCAUGACGUCAAAAACGAAAUCAAGCAGAUGAAUCUCGCCUCUCUUUAAUUUUUUUUAGAAAUGUUUGUUGCCACCUCAAUGAACCGCAGGAGCUCGAACAUCUAUUGAAGAAAAACACCGAAAGUAAACACCUUUCAAAUGUAACACCCCUGAGAGUAAAAAUACUCAUGAUGGAUGGCAUUUUUACUUACGCGCUGCUCACUCCAACUUAGUGUCCUUAUCUUAAGAUGCUGCUUUAGUCGGAGUGAGGUGGCGGGAUUCCUCCAAAGGAACAUUCUGUUGGAGCGGAUCUUUCCAGACAGUAGAUCAUCGUGUAAUGUCUGAAACCAAAGAGCAAGAGACAAAAAUGUAAUCAUCUGAAAAAGAAACGGUGGCUUUAACAACUGAUAGUGCAUUCAAAAGCAACCUUGAUCUGUGUCUUAGAAAAGACAGCAUCAAUUCCUCAACUGUCAACAGCAUCCUUGAUCCUGCAGAGAAAUAAGAAAAGAGCAAGCCCUCAUUUUUUCAUCCUUUGAGCCUCGUAUUUUUGACUGAUACUAUGUUUCCUUGAUAAAUUAUGUUAUACCGAGGAUGCUCAAUGGAGUCCUCGCACCCGCAGUCAAACGGCUCCAUUUCAAUCCCAGCACAAUCCUGAUGCAGCCAGCCCCUGCACGUCUUGCACUGGACCCAUUUUAUGACGUUUACCUCAGGGUAAAGCAAUCUGAUCAAAUGAGAGACAAACAUAAUAUUAAACAAACACGCUGUCCAAUUGAUUAUACCUCUGCAGCACAUUUGAAUGUAUAAAUAAUUUUCCUGCAUGAUUCGUGCAUUUAAACUAUAUGUAAAAGUGGUCACUUCAUGGAAAAUCACUGAAUAGGCCCCGAUAAUUGCAUUUAUUAAAUUGAGUCUGCAACACACCUCUCUCCUGUGUUGUUCGAUGUCUGGUAGACACAGAAUUGCAUUGAAUCUGCCAUGCACAUUCUUUGGACAUCCGAUACCGUCUGCGUCAUGGUUUCCUUGACAAGGCAAUUUGAAAAGUAACAUCAAUUACCAAAUACAUCGAGACAAUGUUGAUCCAUACAACUGUGUGCAUUUUGAAGGACUCCCACUGACAUAAUACUGUUUUUACAAGGCAAUUUUCUAACCUCUAUGUCCUGCUGCUCUGCCUUCCUCUUUAGACUGAAGACCGGAGUAUGCUUUCCAGCAAUGAGCUCUUGACAUUCUUUGGUCCAGUGGGCGAAGAUUUUCCCACAACUGUAAUGACAAUAUAUCUUUAAGUACAAUAUAUUGAUUGUCUUCCAGUUAAUUAGGACAUCUAGUUUACUUAAACUGUCUACCUGUUCAAAGAAUUGUUCUCCAGGAGCAACAGGCACCACCAUCGCCGCCAAACAGGCAUGUCAUGCUGAAAUUGUUGUUUGUAUUUCAUUUUAGUGCACAAUACAAAAUACAAUCUUGAGGAUGACACUGCGCACAUAAAAUGAUGAAUGAGUAAAUAAAUCAAAACAACAGAAAAUGUGUGUGACAUGUGACAUUAUUCCACCUGCGGGCACGCAUCAACUCAAGCAAAAAGGUGUUCGCCACAAGUAACAGCAUUGGAAAGCUGUUAUACACUUUUCAACUGUAAUAUAGAGCAUGCACAAAUACCUCCAAAUCUCUGCCCGUUUUCUCAGUCCAUUGCCCAGGACAUAUCUUCUGCGCAAUGUUCCUGUUAAUUUGAGAGCGUCACUUAGAUUUCCCAUGAUGGAAACAAUGGAAUGCAGGGUUAGGGUUAGUUUGAGUGGUCGGAGGUGAGAUUGAAUGAAUGCGGACGGCUUGCUUCUUUUCAAACUUCCUGAGAGUUCUUCUUCUUCUGUAAAUUUUGCCGUCAGAAAGUGUAGGUGCAUACCGCCACCUACUGUUCUGGCAUCGCAAAGCAGAAGUUCAAAGUUCAUGUUUUGGGUCCGCCAAUCGGAGGUAAUGCGGAAACUUAUUGCGUUUUGUAAAUGUGGUUUUUUAUCUUUGGGUCCGCCAUCUUGGCGCUGCAUCUGGGUACUCUUGGAGACACUGGACACGAAGAGGGCACGUAAAGUGGCGUCAUGUCGCAAAAUCGAAAGAGAAAUGCAAGCCUACAUGUCAACGCAUCCUUUUCUUUGUAAGAAAAUAUUGUUUUCUUUCCCGUUCGACACCAAAUAUACUUACUGAAUGUGCAAUUAUUGUUGUUGUUACUAUGAAUCAUCUGAUGGCACAAGCCCUAUGGAUAAAAUACAGCCUAUCGCCCGAAACGAUAAAAAUAAAAAUGGCACAAUAGACAUUUUCUAUCGUGCCCACGAUAUCUAUCGUCCUAUCGCCCAGCACUAUCUGCAUGUAUGUCUGAUUAAAAAAAAAAAAACUUUUAAUAUGAAAUAGAGGUCCUCUAUUGGGGAUCUUUAUUUUCAAUAACUGAAGCAGAUAUGCAGCCUUGGCCCACCGCCUAAUAUAGGCCAGUUUCCUGAAAGCUCUGUUUACAUAUUUGUUUGUCCUUAUUAAUUUGAUCACUGUCCUCUACUCUCUGUAGCUCACUACAUGUAUAUUUCAUUUUUUAAAUCUGUCAUUUAAAAUUUAAAUGUCAAAGUUUUAGUCUGCACCGCACCCAUAGACUGUAUAUAGAAUGGACAGUGAUUGCCUCCCUGCUGGGUGAAGCCACUCUGAGAACAGCACCCUCUGUUGAUGGGCUGCAGUAUAGGUCAUAAGUCCUGCAUACACCAGCAAAGCUUAUGGGGCUGUGGACAAACUUUAAAAAUUAAUUACAGAGAACAUACAUUUUUCUCUGCCCUGCUUGUGGUGUUGACAUAUAGUUACAGUAAGACUGGUUUGUGCUCAAGUCCUCUUUUUUUCUGUGCAGCUCCGUUUUUAAAAGAUAUUAGGGGGUUCAUGUUUUCUUUCAAUGACACCUGAUACAGCCUAUUGGCAUUCAGGGAUUGCGUAGCUCACCCGGGCGAUGCGCUGUUUGAGCCAAGCUUCAUCACAGCGACUCUCGGCGACUCUCCUGCUGAAUGCGCACAACGCUACUGUGCAGCGCUGGUUUCAGGAAAUGAAGAAAAAUCCUGGAAUUACCAAGAGCUUUUUGGCUUCAAAUCCAUAUACAGGCAGGAGGCGGAACCAAGUUGUCCAUAGUAUAUACAGUCUAUGACCGCACCCACUGCUGCGGAGUUAUUGCACUUGUCAUAUACUGUUUUAAGUAUUUUAUACUACUGUUUUUGCUCUCAUCUUGUUUCACUGCUCUAUGGCCUUUGAGUUUUGGUCUUUAGUCAGCUGGGUUUGAUAAGAAAAAACAAAUCAUACAUUUUCUUUUGAAAACAUUUAUGGGUAAAUUCACAAGAAAACAAGAGCGACCUGACCAACACAUUAAUCAGCAGUCAGAAAUUGUCCAGUGUGCACACUGAAUCAACUGCAGACUGUGGGGCUUGUUUUGCAGACAUGAUGGACAGUUGAAUCUAUUUAUAUCAAGCCAGUAACAUCUUGCUUAUUUAUUCUUAUUGGCUGGAAUUUUUUAUCACAGUUCGUCAUCAUUUAACAAUUGGUAAAUGUGACAAAAGGGUGGUUUUUUUCAUGUAAUUUUGCUUCAUAAGACUUAACAUGACAACUUAAUCAGUAAAGCAUAAAGACAGAAGACAUUCAAAGACAAUUAGGGUUCUGUGAAAAUAUCUGUAAUCUUCAGAGUGUCUUGUCUGUGUAAGCAGGGAAGAGCUGGAUAUCGACCUAAAGGACAUCUAUUACAAGAUUCGAUGUGUGCUGAUGCCAAUGCCGUCACUGGGCUAUAACCGGCAGGUGGUUAGAGACAACCCGGACUUCUGGGGACCACUGGCCGUUGUGCUGCUCUUCUCCAUGAUCUCCAUCUAUGGCCAGUUUAGGGUGAGCAGUUAAAAACAGCACUCAACAUCCUGAAAUUUAAGCAUGUUACCCACUCUGCUCUGUGGUUGUCUUAAAGUGUUCCCUUGUAUAUGGUGUUCCCAUAACUUUAAGGAACCUUUAAGGGCUUUUAAAAAGGUUCCAUCCUUGCAUUUUAACUGUUUUCAUAUCCAAUACAUUCAGAUACAUGCCAUAGAAAAGACCCCAGCAGGACCAUAAUUUGGGACUAAUUUUUAAGGUUGUUCAGUUUUAAAAGGACAAAAGGGCUGUUUGCCAUUUGAACUAGAUGCAGCUCAGCGUCUUCCGGGCAAAAACACGCCAACUCGUCCACUCUCCUCCAGCAGCCGCUUGUUUGUGGGGGAGCCCUGACGAGUCAAUCACUGAGUGCAGCUGGUCAUUUCCUUGAAGUAAUAAUCAUCAUCAUAAUCAUUUUACACUGCAGAUGCGGUAGUUCUAUGUAAUAGAACUAUGUAAUAGAGUAUGAGACUAGUUUUGCUUAACAUGCAGCAGUUUGCCUUCUUGUCAAGUGUCAAGUUUAACUUUUAAGGGAGAGUGGGGUAAGUUAAGCCAAAGGGUAAGUUGAGCCACCCCCUGUUGCUUGGAAAUGGUAAAAGAAAUUGAUCAUGUGAUCAAAUAUUUAGGAGAUGGGUGUCAAUUCAUGGAGUCUGUGAAGGUUAGAAGCACAUGGGUGAAGGGGUUAGAGAUUUGUUUAAAAAAAAAAAAAAAAAAAUUCACUCUUGAAAGUGAAUUUAGUCCGUCAUAAGUUUUAUUAGAAUUGUGCUCAGACCAAAAAAAGAUCAUUUUAAAUUUGUUUUAUACAUCAAUUGUGGUAUCUAUGAGCUACAACAUGAGGUCAAAAACCUAGCAUAAAAGUCCACCAUUUUAGCUUAGAGGACCAACAAAGUCAUCAUGGUAGUUCUGGGGUAACUUGAGCCAGUGGCUCAACAAAGAAAGUAAAGUCUGAUGAGAGGAUCAGAGUUUCAGUUCAGGUUGUUGAAAUGUUUUACUUUUUCUUUUCAGAAAUAGAGCUGUGAAUGUUCUGAAUCACCAAAAGGUAUUCUCAUGUUAAAAUGUUUUUUUACAAAACAGCUUUUUAGCAGUUAUAUCCAAUAAUAAUAAAAAUAAUUAUUGUACCUGUUCAAUAGCAUACAAUAGAUAAAAAUACACAUGAACGUAAAGAAGUGACUGUUAUUUAGGGAUGUCAACUAACCCAGUAUGGGGUAAGUUGACCACAGGAGACCACUUUUUUUUUGGCCUGCUAUAUUGUCAAGACAGUUAUGUUUACACCCAUUCUGUUGGUUUUCUAGGAUGCACAACAUCUUGAAAUGUAUGCAGAUUCACUAGCUAGAGACAAAACUAUGAUCGCCUUGAUGUAGUGAUCUGAAAUAUGAAAAAUUGCUCAUCUUAUCCCACUCUCCACUUCCAACAUGUUGAAGAUGAGAUGAUGUGCUGCUCUUCACCCCUAAUCUUCUGCUGCUACCCGGCUAUAUCAAAUCAACAAAACAAAAACUUGAACUACAAUCCUUAAUACCAACACUGACCGACCACAAAAUCUGAAAUGAAAUAUCUGAAUGUGACAAAAGGGAAUAUCUUUGAUGACUUGUUUAACCUGACUGUUUCUGACGCACCACAAUCUUUCCUAUCAUUUUUAAGUCCAGCCAAGUGUUGCAUUAAUUGAGUGUGUUCUUCAGUAUGUGUGUAGAAGAAGAAAUAUGUGAACAUGAUUUGACUUAGCACAAACAGGCCUCAGCUGACUGUGUAACAAAGAGCUAAAUAUAAGAUAAGACAAAUAUGAAAAAGUCAAACCGGUAACCCAGGCUUAAAGUGACACAGAUGCAGCUGCAGGUGAGAGGACACACCGUGUUCAUCUGUAAAUAUAAAAACUAUAAUCACAGUCAGUCAUGGGUAAAUAUAAUAUCAGUAUGAUGUGCGGCUUUCAUAAGUCCAUGUGUUAUGACAGCUCCAUCUGAUGACAAUGUGGAAUAUCUUCUGUAUCUCAAAGGCACAAAUGUUAGAGGGUUUCAGCUCUUCAGUCUUUGCAGUUGGAUCAUGAUAUACUAGGGCUGGGUGAUAUGGACCAAAAGUUAUACCCCGAAAGUAUAUUAUUGUACUUAUUUAGCUAUUUAUUGCUGAUCCUGCUGAUCUGUGAGUACUGACAAGGGAAUGUAGUUGUCUACUGGCUGCUAUUAAUGUCUUGCACUUGUCUGGUUUGUUUGUCUGCUGAUUUGUGUGUUUGGAUGGAUCAAACGGCAGGGUAACUGUGAACGGAAUUGACCUUAAGGGAUAAAUAAAGUUGUCUGAAUCUGAAUCUGAAUAUAUUUAGGCUGAAUAUUGAUAUACAAUAUAUAUCUCGAUAUUGUUGUUGCAAAGUGAGAGAAAAUGUUUAGUCACAGUCAAAGCUAAAUAUGACAUGUCACAAGUAGUUCUAUUUAAACUGACCGGAUGAAAUUAUGCUCAGCUGUUCAAAAAACAAUAAAAUGUAAUCAUAAAUACUGUAUAACUGCAGGAGUACCUUUUUUUUCUAAUUGUAGCUCCAUAAGGUGCACAUUUAAAUGAAAAAUAUAUCUUAAAUAAAAAUAGUCCAUAAGGUAAAAUGGGCAGAUCUUUUUUUGAAAUAAAUUUAUUUAUAUAAGAAAAGCAUCAACAUUUCGACGACCAUAAAUGGCCUAUUAAAAUCAAAUUGCAGAUUUUCUUUUUCUCUGUAACAAAUCCACAAAUGCAAACAACGAACACUACAAAAUAAUUAAAUAUGACAAACCCUAGUAAGGGCAGCACUUACAUAAAGACCGAACAAAAUAAAGUGCUCAGUUAAAGAAAAUUGUUUUUAAACAUCAUUUUGAGAUUACCUAUCUGUCUUUCAUAUCUUCUUAACAGUCUCAACCAGUUGCACAAGACUAUGACAGAUUAUGAACUCAGUAAACAUUUUCACUCUUCAAGCUGUAGGACUAGUAGCUUAUCAAAAUUUGUCCAGAAGAGGAAUAAGAAAAAAUGCACAGUAUAACAAUAGUGCCUCUGGGCUUUGCAUCGUGACUCUAAUUAAAUGGUAGCAAAAACUCCUUUCAGCCAGACAUGAUCAGUUGGUGGAGUGUGUGAUAAUGAAGAACAGAGUUUUUCCUUUGUUUAUAUGUGAUGAAGGAUUUAAAGUGGUUUCACGUUGAAGAGCACUCAAUUAAUGCUACCUUGUUUACAUACUGAAUGCACAAAAAGUCAAACUAUCUUAAUGUGAUUGUGGUUAAUUAUGCUGGAUGGUAUGCAAUUAAUACAGUUUGCAGUGAUGACAUGAGGUUUGCCUCUGUUUCACAGGUUGUGUCUUGGAUUAUCACCAUCUGGAUAUUUGGAUCACUAACGAUCUUCCUGCUGGCACGUGUUCUUGGGGGUGAGGUGAGUGUCUCAGACAUAUCUCAGUCAGAAAAAAUGAUAAUGUGAGUGUAAACUAAAGGAGACCUGUUUGUGAGCAGUCUUUUCUUGUUCCGUUGGCCAGGUUUCCUUUGGACAGGUUCUUGGUGUGAUUGGAUAUUCUCUCCUCCCCCUCAUCGUUAUCGCUCCUGUGCUCUUAGUGAUUGGAGGGUUUGAGGUGGUUUCAACACUAAUCAAAGUAAGAAAGAGGCUGUACAUCAACAAACAAUGUAUUAUUCUUCACAUUGUGUGACAGCUAUUGUGUGUGUGAUAACAGUUGUAGGGAGGUUAGGUCAAAGCCAAAUGACUGAGUAGUAAAUUACUCGAAUGACAGAAAGUAAACUGAGGUUUCUGUAAAUUACCUUCAGUUGAUUUUAGUGGUAAGUCUUGUCUGAGGAGGAUGCCUAAGUAGGGUUUUCUGAAAAAUCUGAACCUGCUGACUUUUGUACUCACCAUAAACUAACACUUUUCUUGAUUGUCCUGAGCUGUAAGCCGAAAUCAAAAUAGUCUUGCACCUGUGUUUUUCUGUGAUGCCUCUUUGUAUUGUAAUGUAUCUAAACUGUCUGCUGCCUGCUCUGUUCUUUCAGCUGUUUGGAGUCUUCUGGGCUGCUUACAGCGCUGCUUCACUGCUCGUCGGGGAUGAAUUUAAAACGAAGAAGCCGCUUCUCAUAUAUCCUAUAUUCCUUUUGUAUAUUUACUUCCUGUCACUAUAUACUGGUGUGUGACCGCUGGUGUAGAAGCCAUGGACCUUUUCAUUGACAGUGACCCUGGAGUACAGGGGAAAAGGAAUCAAACAAUGGACCCAGGACUUUUUUAAAAGGUGUUUAUUUCUUUUAUAACUCUGUUCAAAUGUAGAUGGUGGGGAUGUUGGGGAUAUAUAACAGUGUUUAUAGUUUUGUCCUUUAUGUCUUUGGUCAAUAAAAUACUAACUGCUUUUACAGCUUAAGGCUUUCAGUAUGCAGACUCGUUUACAGUUGCAAUACAAUUCCCCUAGUGCUGCAUUUACUUGUGGAUGAGGGAGCUUGAAAUAAUCAAAGUUAUUUAUUUAAUGAUUUCUUUGGUCUUCUCUCUACCCCUUUGAAAAAUGUGUUGCCAAAUAUUAGAGUGUACAUAAUCAAUGAAUAACCAUGCAGCACUACACAAAAUGAACGAGCAUUAUGUCCUCCAAUGUUACACAUUGUAAUGUACUAUGAGAAGUGUCCAUUGAUGCUUUCAGAUGUAUUUAUUUAUGAAUCGUAGCCGCAGAAGCGUGUGGACUGGGCAGAGAGAGAUAAAAACCAUCUUCUUCAAAUGUGGUGCCUAGUUUCCCCACCUUUGUGUCCUGUUAACUUUUUCAUUCAGGAGUAUAACCAUUGAUCAGUAAAUCAACACCUGUCACUUGAACAGCUGGUAUUUCAUGACUUAUUUGUGCAUUUUACAGCUAUAAUACAGCUUGUCACAGUAAUAUAUUAAACAGUUUUGUAAAUUACAGGCUCUGUAAGAUUGGUUAUAAAUGUCAUAAAUAUGAUCUGUCAAAUCUUACUCAUUACAUCAGUUAAAGCUUUUUCUGCUACAUCAGAAAACUUGCUAGACCUGCCUUUCACUGUUAAAGUUAUCUCCUCUAAUUUGAGAAAUGACAUAAUAUCAUUAAGGCACAGAAGAAGGUUUGGAGGAUUUCCAGAGAAGUGGGAUUCAACGCCUCAUUAAAAGAGAAGUAAAAGCUUAUACCUGUGAUUGUAUGGAAUUAAGUUGAACUUGAUCAAGUGAAAUUCCAGAUAUAGCAAAAAAGCGGUCCACCUUAACCUGAAUUCCUAGAACUCUUGACAAGUUCAUAAAAUUAUCACUCUAAAGUUGAUGUAGUCUAGGACAGAAAAAUAGCAUAUGACUCCAGUUACACAAAGAAGCAUGACAUCUAUCACAUUGAUCUGAAACAUGAGUAUAUAGUUCAGAAAAUCUAAAUUUGGUUAGUUUGGCCCUAUGCAAGACCUUGAACUGUGUUAGCUGCAGCCUGGCACAAGGCGUUCUUGAACUUGUGCUAUGCACCGCUUUAUCCCACCAUUGAUCAGUCAAAUUUACCCCUAAUUCAUGUUCCCAAGUCAUGGGUAGAGGGAAGGGAAGGACAACACGUAUAAACUGAGGAGGCACCUUGUCUAAUUUGAAAAUAAAGAAAUAAAUGGGAUUUGGGUAAAUUAAUAUUAGAAGAUAUUCAAAGGAAAAGAAAGUGCCAUCUUUAUAAAGGUCUUUAAAAGAUUAAAUACCUUGGUUCUGCCAAAAUAUAUAGGAUGUAUUAAAAGAUGGGGGAAGAGAUGGUUGUUCACUAUAGGCAUUGAAGAUGAAGGUGAUGUAUACUCAAAAUGGCAACUAAACGAGUACCAGAUCUUUUAAAAAGUAGAGCACCAAAGGGUUCUUGGAAAACUUUGAAGGAUUGAUAGGUAGUGAAUAUUUAAGUAGGUUAGCAGUUGAAAAUGAGAUACAUGACUGAGUCUCUAGCCUACACGGAAGGAGGUCAGGAGAUUACAGCCAGUAAAUUAAUUUACGAAUAUGGGCUGACCAAUAACAAAAAAGAAAAUUUGGUAAAUUAAGGCCUCCAUCAGAUUUAAAUGUGUGCAGUAAUGACUUUAUAUUAUUCUGGGGGAUUUGCCGACCUACAAAAAAGAUGUAAUAACUUGAUCAAGAGUUUAAACAUUUGCUUGGGUAAGAAAAAAAAUAGAAAAGAAAUAUGGGCAGGACAUUCAUCUUCACUGCGUUGAUUCUCCCAAUCAGUGAUAAGGGGAGAGAGCUCCAUCUUUGGAAAUCUGUUUUUCCAGAGGGAUAAUAUUACAUUGCCACAUGUGACUUCAUACUGGAGUCAAUUUAUGGGAAAUACUGUAUUGCAUGAAAACAGGCCUGGCUUUUAACUAAUAGAUACUUGAUCACAAAUAACGUUAAAGAAGUCUCCUUUAUACUCAUUCACAAAUUCUAUUCAGCAAGAGAUUACAUUAAAAAAAGAUUUUAAAAAGAAAUUGAAAGGAACUGCAGUUUUGUAAGGCAUGCCCUGAGACUGUUGUUCACUUAUUUUGGUAUUGUCCUGUUGUUAAAAGAUUUUGGCAGAGCUUGUGUAAUUUUGUUUCUGAGAAUAUUGAUGUUGAUUUUGUUUUACUGUGGAAGAAUGUUGUGUUUGGUAUCUUGAAAAAAUGAUAAUGUACAGAAAAGAACACACAUACAGUAUGGAUUAUCAAUUUUAUUCUUAUAAUGGCCAAGUCUCAUAUUCAUCGUUGUAAAUUCACAAACAGGAAACCCCACUUUAUUGCCUUUGAUAAUGAGAUCUGACAAUACAUUCACUCAAUCAAAUAUGCUGAAAAACCCAAAGCAAUGAAAACUAUUACUGCCUGCACUUUGUUUAAUAUCUUUCGAUAGCUUCUAUAUGGUUUGCUUGUACGUGUUCUUGCGAUGUUCUUUCUGAUACACUUUUUUCUUUUUUUUUUUCUCUUUUCUGUUUCUACAAUAUGGACUUUGCAUUACCUGAUUACAUAUAUAUUUGUCCUUUGUAAUUACAACAGAUGAUAAUAAAGUUGUUAAAAAAAAAAAAAAAAGCUUUAGCUCUGCUGAGAGGGACACAACUGCAGCGCAAGAUGGCGGACCCAAAAGAUGAACUUCCGCAAUGAACUUCUGCAUUACCUCCGAUUGGCGGACCCAAAAGAAUUACCUUCCGGCGGAUGGGCUUUCUCGUUGGCAGACUUCCGGCGCCGAAAUAUUUCGCCAAAAGUUUGUUUUUUGG